GUGAAUGCGCGUGGGGCAUUCUCUUUUGUCUCCUCUGCUCCUCUCUCCCUCAACAGCUCACUUUGUCCCGUCGCUGGCGCUGGGCUAAGGAAUGGCAGCUUUCAGCUCUCAUAGUGCUCCUUUUCACAGCUAUUGCCCAGUCCCUGGACCCUGUCUCUUAUUUCUUUAUGAUCUCUGCACGAAACCCACACAUAAUCACAUCACAUGAUUCUCUCUUUCCCUUCUGCCCUUUACAAACCAUCUCUCUUCCUUUCCCACUUUCUCUGCUGGUUUUUCGCUGUCUCCACCGUCGUUUUGCGGCUCUGUCUUGCAUUAUUGUACGGCGUUUUGGUGUAUUUAGAUUCGUGUUGUGAUGUUGCUACGUUGUACAUUUUAGAAUUGUAAUAAAGCUUCUUUUUUUGGGUUUGCUUCAUGGAUAUUAUAUGGGGUUUUGGGACGUUGCGUUUUUGUUGAAAAGAUAAAGAUUUGAGUGUCAUUUUAGUGUUUUUCCGGCCUUUUUCUUAGUGGGGUUUUAGGAAUUUUCUUCUGGGAUCAUUCUUGCUAUUUCAGUGUUGGUGUUGUACUGUUGUUGGGCGGUAAAAUGAGUGAAACGGGGGGGAAGACGGCGUCAUGUUUGGCUAUUACGGAGAAGAAGGCUCAUAGAGCAGGUGGGUGUGCGGGCAUUUUCUUUCAGCUCUUUGACUGGAACCGAGUAUUUGGAAAGACGAAGCUGUUCUCUGGGAAAUUACUUCCUCCAGUUCGUGGGCAAUCUUCGAAGAAGUUUAGAGGAGAUGAGAAGAUGCACAAAUCCAAACUUCAAUUGAUUGCUGAAGAGAACAGUGGGGGUUUCCCAAGUGUGAAGAAGAAUGGUAAGCAUAAUGGUGGAGGAGAUAGAGAGCAAAGGCAUGAGAUGCGAGCCCCAACUUUGGUUGCCAGGCUGAUGGGACUUGAAUCUAUGCCAGCUGUUCAUAGAGAUAAAUCUAAGAAAGCUUCUGGUGGUAAUUGUGGUGUUAGGGAUGAGAAUUUGGUUAAUAGUCCAAGCAGGUUUAAAGGGGAUGAUUUGAUAUUGGAGAAAGGAAACGUGAAAGUUGAACCAAGGUCACAGAAGAUACAGAAGAGAGGACAAUAUGAGAGGCGUGUAGUCACUAGGCUUGGUGCUGAGGCAUUACAAAUUAAGAGUGUUUUUUCACGAUCAAGUAAGCAUCGUAGCCCAAAGCUUGCUGCUCCAGUCAAAAGCCCAAGGAUUUCCGCUGCUAGGGCCUCUAGGUUGAUUGAUGCUGCUACUAAAAUUCUGGAGCCAAGAUUGCAGGCUACAAGCAAAGCAAAAUGUGCGCUUACUUACUCGACCUCUAUGCCUUAUGCUUCAAAGACUGAGGUUAUCAGCGACAGAAUGGGGGCUGGGUCCCCAGAUGUAUUGAAACAAUCUGGUUAUAAUUUGAGUUUAGGUAUGUCUUCGAUGGGGCAGGUGUCUUGCAAAAGUUGUGGUAAUUUCCUUCAUGAUGUCAGCACCAGACCAGAUUUGGAGGAUCAGAAUCAUGUUUAUCCACCCUUUGUGUUGGAUUUAGUUGAUGCCUACCCCCAGGAAUUGCAAAAGGGUAAGCCACAGCCAAUUGUAUCAUCUGCUGACCAAGGUAGAGGUGCAACUCUUCAGAGAAGUCAAGAGCGGCUGGAGUUUGUUGCUUCCCAAGAAGAGGACAGUCUACAAAGCAGCAGUGAAUUCAAUGUAGAUAGGAAAACUCUAUUUCGAGGGGUUCAAGCUCAGCAGCCUUUAACAAGUCAUGAGGGCAAUCAUCUAAAGGAUGAACAAUAUCCUUUUGCUUUGAAGCACCAGACAGAAACACCAAAUAAGAUGUCAUUGGGCAGGAAUAAAAUCCCACCAGGAGCUAAAUUAAGUAAUGUUCAAGGCAAGAGGGCCUCUUCUGAUGUGAAUACUGUUAGUGGGACCAAAAACUUUGUUGCUUUGAACAAAAGCUUACAAAGUCACACUAGGCCAAGGGUGGCAACCAAAGUGGAUGAUUCUUUUUUCAACACCAAUAAAAGGUCUUAUAACUGUAAAGAUGAUUAUUCAUCACAUCUAAGAAGUGCAGCUCGAAAGAGAACAACUGUCAAUGGUCAAGUAGAUAGUUCAGAUUUUGUGACUUCAACAUACGGAAAACAGAGGAAUGUAAGGUGUAAUGCAAUGACUGGAAAUGGAAUGGGGCUUGGUGCAUGCUCGAUAGACGGUGUAUGUCUCAAAAGCAGAUUAGCCAGCAAGGAUGCUGGUACUGGAGCCAAUAGCAAUAAGGACACUGGUCUUGUUUCAUUCACAAGGAGGCAAAAGAUUGGGAAUUUCACAGAAAAUGAGAGUGCUGGUAAUGAUCAACAGCACACUAUUCCUGGGUGUAAUUCUGACCAGAGAAAGUUAAUAACAGGUGAAAAAGAUGGAAAGACAGUUUUACAGAAGAAAAUACCAUUGACAGCAGAUCAUUUUGGUGUUCUUUUAGAACAAAAAUUAAAGGAGUUAACUUUUCAAGAAGAAGAUGAAUUGACAACAGGAAGCACACUACCAAAGAGAUCAACCGCAAUGAUCCUCCAAGAGCUCAUUACUGCUUUAACUGCAGUGCAACCUGGUCCUGAGGAUGUUUCACCAACCAGUCCAGAUUCAGGUUUCCAGGCCAAAGCCAAGGCAGAAGGGACUUUAGUCAGACUUCCAUGCUAUGGUGAUCAUCUUAGCCCAGGUUCAGUUCUUGAGGCUUCAUUUUCAAAUCACAGCUGUGUUUCCAACAGCCUGGAUGAUAGCUCAGGAUAUGGGCUGUGUCUUGACUAUAUUGAUUACUUGUAUCAUCAUCCACAGCCAACAGAACCUGAUGUAGAUCUUCUGGAUUUUCCAACCACCUUGGACAAAGGGAGGGCUGUUAGUGAAAUGGUCACUGAUCUGCUAAACAAAAUUUCUAGGACGUUGUGUUGCAUUAACCAAGCUGGUCUUAGAUUAUCUGGAGACAAGCUUAUCCACAUAAAAGAGGUUAUAUUGAAUGCAGAACUGUUGUUUGGAAAUCUGCCUCCUUUUGAUUCGGAUGGCAAGGAAGAUUUGCUCUUAGGUUCAUUUCUACACGAGGAAAUUGAACCACUUUCUGGGCCCAUAUGGACAGGGUUCUGUUCCCUUCUUGGUUUUGAAACGACCAAGGACAAUAAUCAGUUAAAGUUAUUUCUUUUAGACUGUGCAGUCGAAUGUCUAGAUUCCAGAUAUGGUCAAUACUGUAACCUUGGAUUCCGAGCUUGGAGACGACUGCCAUUACGCAUGGACUCAAAGAUGUUGAUGCAAGAGGUCGCAAAGGAAGUUACAAGGUGGACACGGUCUGCUGGAAAGCUCCCUGAUGAGUUAAUUGAGUCAGAGAUGAGUCGUUCUCUGGGAAAAUGGAUAGAUUUUGAUAUCGAGGCAUUUGAAACUGGUACAAAGAUUGACUUUGACAUUCUUGAAAUUUUGCUUGAGGAAGUCGUGGUUGAUCUUUGGGAUUGCUGACUGGUUUCUCUGUGAAAUAAAAUUGCAUUCAAGCCAGGCAUUUGCAAGUUCAAUUUUAUUUUAUUGUUUUUUGUAAAUCAUGCUGAGCUACCAUGACCGUCCCUCCCCAUUAUCCAAUCAAAGAAAGUCGGUUCCUUUUUUGUACAAAUGGACGGUUGGUAUAAUGGAGUUUGAAGAUUCAGCCAGUCCAAGAUUCAAAAUUUUUUUUUUCCUUUCAAAUUCGUGGACCAGGUCUGCCGGAACAAUGGUCCGAUAGAUUUUCAAAUUGAAGAAACUGUCAAAGGUAUU
This is a messenger RNA of Rubroshorea leprosula, 3766 nucleotides long. NCBI's taxonomy places the organism in Eukaryota, Viridiplantae, Streptophyta, Magnoliopsida, Malvales, Dipterocarpaceae. The record is from the annotation of a GenBank genome assembly.